UGGGCAGGUAAAUAAACUUCGCACGUUCAAAAGGGUCGGGUUGGUUUAAAAUCGAUAUUAAAGUGUUUAUUUUUGUGGUACUAUUAGGAUGAACGUUAAUGUAUUAUUGUAUCUUAUAAAAGUAUGUGUAUUUUUAGGUGGCAUUGGCCGUCCUGGCAUGGGCGCAGGUAUGCCCAUCGCGAUGUCGUUGUCCCGAGGAGCCACCAAUGUGUGCGCGCGGAGUGCCGCUGAUUCUCGACGACUGCCCGUGCUGUCUGGUCUGUGCAAGACAGAUGGGAGAGAUUUGCUCCGAGCUCAAUCCUUGUGACACGCGGAAAGGUCUGCGGUGCGAUUACGGCGCGGGCGCGCACAAGAGGACCGGUGUAUGUUCAGCCUACAAGGGGGAUGUGUGUGUCCUCGAUGGCUCUAUCUACCAGAACGGGGAGACUUUCUUCCCCAGCUGCAAAUACCAGUGCACCUGCCGGGAUGGCCAGGUGGCCUGCGUGCCGCGCUGCAACCUGGACGUUAUGCUGCCGGGUCCCGACUGCCCGUUCCCGCGGCGGGUCCAGGUGCCGGGAGACUGCUGUGAGAAGUGGGUGUGUGACCCCCAAAUGGAGUCCAGUGCUCUCGGGGGCUUUGCCAUGGCUGCCUACAGACAGGAAGAGACAGUGGGCUUUGAUGCCUGGGACCCCAGUGUGAACUGCAUCGAGCAGACCACUGAGUGGUCAGCCUGUUCUCGGACCUGCGGCAUGGGUGUGUCCACCAGGGUCACCAACAAGAACCAGCGCUGUGAGAUGGUCAAGCAGAGCCGGCUGUGCAUGGUCCGACCCUGUGACAUGAAGGAAGAGCCAGCCGACAUAAAGUCAGAGGGCAGAUGCCUCAAGACCAAGAGGAGCCCAAAAGCCAUCCACUUCUCCUUCAAGAACUGCACCAGCGCCCAGGCCUACCGUCCACGCUUCUGUGGCCUCUGCAAUGACGGCCGCUGCUGCACCCCUCACAGCACCAAGACGGCACAGAUGAAGUUUGCCUGCCCAAACAACAGGGUGAUCAAAAGGCCCGUGAUGUUCAUCAACACCUGCGCCUGCCACCACCACUGUCCCCGGGACAACGGCAUCUACCAGAACACAGACCUGAUGUACACCGGCAGCACGAGACUCUGAGCUUCAGAAACGAUUGUAGAGCUUUAGAGAUUCAUCUCUGAGCCCUGUGCUCACCACGAGAUCUGCUCUGUAGUGAAUGGGCUUGCUUUAUUCUGUGUUACCCUCAAUUACACCAAAGGUUUAUUAUACUUGAUUAGAACAGUAGUUUGAGAAGAUCCGUUCGCUGCUAUCCUCAGAGCUGUAUCAGUACUAAGUACUGCGCUUACUUCCGACACCCUUUGAGUGUUCAAAGGACCAUAUACUAUGUGUAUCUAAAGGCUAAAGGGGGGAGGCAUCAGAGGGUUCUACAGGCUAAGUAAUACUACCCUUAUCUCCUGGUAAUCCCAACUCAUAGAUAGUGACCUUGGUGUUCAAGGUGUCUCCAGGACCAGGUUUGCUCAGCCUCAUUAUUAUUAUUAUUAUUAUUAUUAUAAUUCAUGUAUUAGUGCAAUAGUGAGGGCACAAAAGGGCCCAGUCUAUUCAGCUGAAUUCCUCACAGGUUAGCGUGUUACAGGGGUGACCUCUCCCAGGCCCUGGGUUCAUGUCUGUUCUUCACAGCUGUGAGGGGCCCCUGAGACUAAGAGGGCAAAGGUAACUCUCACACUGCUGUGGGGAUCUCAGCAGCUAGACGUGCUUAGGCCCUGUGACCGGGACCAGAGCUUGGACUUUAGCAAGCAGACGUGGUGCCUGAAGAUGUGGGUUAAAAGCCAGACACGGUGUCCCACUUUGACAGUAAUAAUUUAUGUAUGUGUGUAGGUAUUUAGUAAAAGUUAUGAAAUAGGACGUGUUGUGUAGCCCCUUACCCUCAGAUACCUCAUAUUUGGUUUUGUAAAAAAAGACAGAGUAUAUAUGUAUAUAUGUGCUCUAAAGUUAGCUUUUGCAUGUAUGAAAUGCACAAUGUUUAUUUUUAUUAACUAUUGUAAAUAGCAAUAUACAGUAUUUGAUUGUCUCUAUAUGUGCUUUACAGUAUUGUUUUUGACUCAGCUUUUCCAGUGUUCUUAAUAAUCAGUAUUUCAACUGAUUCACAAUGUGGUAUUAAAUAUGUAUUUUUUUUUAUA
This is a messenger RNA of Clupea harengus (Atlantic herring), 2176 nucleotides long. RefSeq names its product cellular communication network factor 3 (gene ccn3). Bases 207 to 1139 code for a protein of 310 amino acids. Gene Ontology annotation, biological process: chondrocyte differentiation; positive regulation of cell differentiation; signal transduction. Gene Ontology annotation, cellular component: extracellular region; extracellular matrix. The transcript is spliced from 4 exons. Gene Ontology annotation, molecular function: heparin binding; integrin binding. Lineage: Eukaryota; Metazoa; Chordata; Actinopteri; Clupeiformes; Clupeidae. The record is from RefSeq and is a predicted model, not a curated record.